Patella vulgata (common limpet) is the source of this 2370-nucleotide messenger RNA. RefSeq names its product cytochrome P450 4V2. Gene Ontology annotation, molecular function: oxidoreductase activity, acting on paired donors, with incorporation or reduction of molecular oxygen; monooxygenase activity; heme binding. The record is from RefSeq and is a predicted model, not a curated record. NCBI's taxonomy places the organism in Eukaryota, Metazoa, Mollusca, Gastropoda, Patellidae. The transcript is spliced from 12 exons. The coding region runs from base 205 to 1728 and encodes 507 amino acids.
AAUCUGAACUAUGAACGUCCUAUAUAAUAAUCAUAAUGCCUAUAUAGCAACUUCUAAUCUUGUAUCUAAUGUUGGGUCAGUGGGUCGAUAUCAACAUUAAACUACUCAUAUAGUGUAAGGCUGAAAGCUUAAACAUACCGUGUAUAAAUGAUUAAACAACUCAUACAACUAUUAGCUAUUUCCCGUCGUCCAUAGUCGUUCAAUAUGGCAGCCACUUUGCUUGUUGUGGUUGUUACUUCAAUAGCAAUUCUCAUUUCCUGGUUGUAUCAAUCUUAUAAACGGAACAAAAUAUUUGGGAAAAUUCCUGGACCGGCUGGUUUACCUAUAUUAGGAAAUGCUCAUCAGUUGGAAGUCGAUGGCACAAAGUUUUAUAAUCAGAUUAUGUCCUAUUCCGAGGAAUUUGGCAGAAAGGGUAUAUUUAUGAUAUGGUUGGGAACCAAACCAAUGGUUUGUCUGGCAAGAGCCAUAGACGUUGAGAAAUUACUCAAUAGUUCAAAACAUAUGGAUAAAUCUGCUGAAUAUAGAUUUUUACACCCGUGGCUUGGUACAGGUUUGUUGACAAGUACGGGUGCCAAAUGGAGAAGCCGACGUAAAAUGUUAACACCAACUUUCCAUUUCAAAAUUUUAAACGAUUUUCUAGCAGUAUUUAACGAACAGUCAGAUGUUAUGUUAUCUAAAUUAAAGGAAAAAGCUGGUCCGAACAGUUUUAAUAUUUUUAAUGAUAUAACAUUAUGUGCUCUAGAUAUUAUAUGUGAAACUGCUAUGGGAAGAGAUGUAAAUGCACAGAGUAACAGUGAUUCACCUUAUGUUAAUAGUGUUUAUAAGAUGAGUGAAUUGGCCCUGAAUAGAAUGAAACAACCAUGGCACUGGCCUGAUAUAUUAUAUAAUCUAAUAGGACCUGGGAAAGAACACGAUAAAUGUCUUCAAAUCCUGCAUGGAUUCACAGAAAAGGUUAUAGCCGAAAAGAAGCAAGAACUGUUAAAUGGAGGGCCUGCAGUCCAUGAUAACUCUAUGGAUUCGGCAGAAGAAGACCAUUAUGUUGGAACCAAGAAAAAACGAAUGGCUUUUCUAGAUAUGUUACUACACAUGUCUGAACCUAGUCUAACAUCAGAAGAGAUACGUGAAGAAGUGGACACGUUUAUGUUUGAGGGUCAUGAUACAACUGCUGCAGGAAUUAAUUGGGCUACGUACUUAAUCGGUGCCGAUCAGAGUAUACAGGAGAGGUUACAAGACGAAUUGGAUUCCAUUUUCGGUGAUAGUGAGAGACAUCCAACUAUGGAAGAUUUAAAAGAUAUGAAAUACUUAGAAUGUUGUAUCAAAGAAUCAUUACGGUUAUAUCCAUCUGUACCACUGUUUGGUCGUACUCUUACUGAAGAUGCCGUCAUAGAUGGAUUUACAAUUCCCAAGGGCACAACCGGAAAUCUUGUAGUCUCUGCGCUCCACAGAGAUCCUGAAUAUUUUCCUGAUCCCGACGUUUAUGAUCCGGAUCGAUUCUCACAUGAUAAUGCUACAACAAGACAUCCGUAUGCCUAUAUUCCAUUUUCUGCCGGCCUCCGAAACUGCAUAGGUCAAAGGUUUGCACUAUUAGAGGAAAAGGUUCUCUUGUCCACCAUUUUCAGAAACUUCAAGGUUGAAUCUUUGCAAAAAAGAGAUGAGCUUCGUCCAACCGGUGAACUUAUUCUUAGACCUGAAAAGGGAAUUAUCGUGCGUCUCACAUCUCGAAAAUAGUGUUGAAGCUUUUGUUGGCUUUUAAAGAAGAAUCAUUGUUAUUAGAAACGUAGAAAUAUUGAUGAGUGUAAUAAUUAAAAACAAAAGAUGAUUGCUUGAUCCAGCAUAAUCAGUGUGACCAUCAUCAUCCACUACAAUAUUCAUGACACUUCAUAACCUCUCCCGGUGUGCUGUUUGUAGCUCUUAUCAAAAUUUGUGAUUGGACAGGAUCUAUAUUAUUGAAGAUUAAGUGUUCCUCGGGUUGUUUUAUGAUCUUACUUUCGUUUCUGGCUUAAACUGUCGACCACGGAAUACAAAACCAGUUAUGUCUCAAUAUUGGCUCUUUAAUUUUAACCCACAAUUUUAAGUGUAUAUGUAUACCUUUCAAAUCCAUUCAACACAUCAGAUUUACUGAAAUCGACAAUAUCUCACCCAAAUCACAAUAGCCUAGUUAUUUUAAAAAUUAACCCAGUUCGGAGCAAAACAGUAGGACGUAAAACCCCAUUUCAUUUCAUUUCUUAUUUUAAAAACUUUAAUUGUUAUUGAUCGUGCGUUAUUUGUGGUUUUUUUUAAAUGCCUAAUGUAAAUCUAUCAUUGUUAAUCUGUUGUUCAUGUAUAUUAUUGUGGGUGUCAUUACGAAUAAAUCUAAUUUAUAUGUUUGUA